Messenger RNA from Zasmidium cellare ATCC 36951, 1572 nucleotides. RefSeq lists its product as uncharacterized. NCBI's taxonomy places the organism in Eukaryota, Fungi, Ascomycota, Dothideomycetes, Mycosphaerellales, Mycosphaerellaceae. Bases 1 to 1572 code for a protein of 523 amino acids. The record is from RefSeq and is a predicted model, not a curated record. The transcript is spliced from 5 exons. Gene Ontology annotation, biological process: transmembrane transport. Gene Ontology annotation, molecular function: transmembrane transporter activity.
AUGCGCCGAGGCCAGGGACAUCAUCAACCACCGAAAAAGUCCAAUCAAUCGAGCAACGAGCUCACAGGUUGGAAGCUCGGUAUUCUGGUAGCAUCCUUGUGCUCUGCAGUAUUCUGCGUAGCAUUGGACAAUACGAUUCUUGCAACCGCCAUUCCACGCAUCACAGACGACUUUGGCACAAUCGACGACAUCGGCUGGUAUGGAGCUGGGUACUUUCUGACGAUAUGCAGCUUGCAGCUCCUCUACGCCAAGCUAUACUCCAUGAUCCGCGUGAAAACACUCUUCCUGUCAGCAUUCGCCAUAUUCGAGAUAGGGUCGCUAGUGUCAGGCGUUGCGCCAAAUUCGAUCGCUCUGAUUGUCGGCCGAGCCAUUGCAGGAAUCGGUGCAGCGGGAUUGUUUACUGGAGCAAUGACAGCCAUUGCACUGGUUGUUCCUGUACGUCUGCGACCGGUCAUUGUCGGCUGCGUGGGCGCAACCUUUGGUGGAUGUGCCGUGAUUGGUCCCUUGAUUGGAGGUGCCUUCACUGAGAGUGCGACAUGGCGAUGGUGCUUUUAUAUCAAUCUCCCAAUUGGAGCGUUCACUGCCUCGGGGACUUUCUUCUUCCUCAAGGUGCAGCAGACAUUGCCAAACGCAAACGGUACAAUCUGGCAGCGGAUCUGGAAGACUGACCCUGUGGGAAAUGUCCUCUUCAUGGCUUCAGUCAUUUGUCUACUCCUGGCUGUGCAAUGGGGAGGCUCAACAUAUCCCUGGUCCAGCGGAAGGAUCAUCGCUCUUUUGGUCGUGUUCUCCUUAACGGCCAUCGGCUUCGUCUUGUGGCAAGGCCUGAGAACAACCAACACCACAGUCGCGAAGCACAUAUUCAAGCAUCGGACGACGAUGUUUGCUACCCUCUUUGCGUUCUUUGUUGGGUCUUCUGUUUUCGUGACCCUCUACUACAUCCCUAUCUGGUUCCAAGCUGUGCAAGGUGUUUCGCCAAUCAUCUCAGCGGUUCACACAUUGCCUCUCAUCAUCUGCCAGGUACUGGGCACUUUUGGAGCCGGAUUCCUGACAACACGGAUUGGCUACUACAUGCCAUUCGUUUACGCUUCCACGGUCCUUCUAUCAGUGGGCUGUGGACUUCUGUACACAUGGCAAGUCGGCGAGCCAACCGGACGCUGGAUUGGAUAUCAGAUCCUGCUUGGGAGCGGCAUUGGCUUCGGCUUCCAGCAGUCGACUGUUGCAGUGCAGUCGACUUUGCCUCCUCAAGACAUCCCUAUAGGCAUCGCCCUGGUGUACACUUCUUUGUAUCUCGGAGGAGCCAUAUUCGUCUCCGCUGGAGAGAGCACGUUCUCCAAAGCCCUGAGAGAGAACACUGCCGACCUCCAUAUCCCAGGAUUCGACGUGGCAACGGCGAUCCAAGCAGGUGCUACGCAAUUGCGGUCACAAGUACCGCCUGAGUAUCUUCAUCAGGUCCUGGAGGCCUACAGCAAUGCAGUGACGAAAGUGUUCGAGAUGGCCACUAUCCUUGCUUGCCUUUCAAUCUUGGGGGCGGUGGGUAUGGAGUGGAAGAAUGUAAAGCAGAAGGGUAAAUGA